GAAAUCCCCUCUCUGUUAUAUUUUUGAGGUCGUGAGUGAAAGGAAAGAGAUAACAAAAGGGUAGCCCAGUCCUCAUCCACGAAUUAGGCGUUUGUUUGUUUUUUUCAAAGCACAUGAGGUAGAUUUAGUGAGAUUUCCACACUGCCCGGUCGGUCCUAACACUUCCUCCAAUAUAAGGCACGGGACCUGCUGUGCUCCGCUGGAUUGGUCCAUCACAACAUCGGUUAUCAGUCCGCUAGCUUAGCUGUCGAUGUUCAGACUUUCAUCGCAGCUGAAGAAGGAGAAGGAACCUCACAGGCCUAACUAACACAUAGUGAAGGUCAGGUCAUGUGACUCUUGUUAUGAUAAGAGGCACACAACGGCAUCUGGAGCUGGGCAGCAUCUGUUGGUGUUCCCUCAGGCUCAAACCGCUUGUUCUUCAUCUAGCUGCUAGGAUCGCGUGGAAUCAGAGAAGUUUGGAGCCUUAGCCAUCAGGCACCGAUUCCCCCCAGAGGUUCUCCUCUGAUGGAUCAGUGGUUGUCAGUCUUUGUGAAGAGGCACCAUGUUUCCUUGUCACGUCAGCCCCUGGCCCUCUGCUGAGCCGCCGGCCUCCUGCGGUAGUCAUGCAGCACCUCCAGCGCAGCCCGCACAGCCGUUGCCAGAUCUGCUGUGCAGCUGUCCCGCUGCACCUUUGAACACCCACUCUGAGACGCCUUCUCCAGACCCCAUGGAGUCCCUCAUCGUGGUCACGGAGUACGAACCCAGCAGAGCACCUGGAGAUGAGGAGGUGGAAGAAAUGGACAGUUCUGAGACGCCAGAGCCAACCUCCUCUUUGACUGCUCAUUUCCGGGCUCCUUCCUGCGACCUGCUGUCCCACACAGUCAGCCGGUCAGAGACUCUGCUACCUGGAAGCCAAGAGCAAAGGGGAAGGUUAAGCCUGUCCGACCGGAAACUAUCCCUGCAGGAGCGCUCACAGACGGCAGCAUCGCCCUGCAGCUCUCCUGGACUCAAUGGGCGCUAUAUUUACCCAUCGUUACCGUACUCCCCCAUCACAUCACCCCACUCCUCUCCACGCUUGUCUCGUCGGCCCACUGUGGAGUCCCACAGUGUUUCCAUCACAGACCUCCAGGACUGCGUUCAACUCAACCAGUACAAGCUGAAAGAUGAGAUUGGAAAGGGCUCCUAUGGUGUUGUCAAGCUGGCUUACAAUGAGGACGACAACACAUACUAUGCGAUGAAGGUGUUGUCCAAGAAGAGGCUGAUGAGGCAGGCAGGUUUCCCACGGAGACCUCCCCCUCGUGGAGCCAAAGCAGGCCCUGUGGGUCCCCCUCAGCCCAAAGGGCCCCUGGAGCGGGUCUAUCAGGAGAUUGCCAUCCUGAAGAAGCUGGACCAUCCUAAUGUUGUCAAACUAUCAGAGGUUUUGGACGACCCCAGUGAGGACCAUCUGUACAUGGUGUUUGAGCUGGUCAAACAAGGGGCUGUGAUGGAGGUGCCAACAGAUAAACCCUUCAGCGAGGACCAGUCACGCUUUUACUUCCAAGAUCUGCUCAGGGGAAUCGAGUACUUACAUUACCAGAGGAUCAUUCACAGAGACGUUAAACCCUCGAACCUGCUGGUGGGAGAAGAUGGACACAUCAAGAUUGCAGACUUUGGAGUCAGUAACCAGUUUGAGGGAACAGAUGCUCUCCUGACCAGCACGGUGGGAACACCUGCUUUCCUCGCCCCUGAGGCGCUCUCUGAGACCAGAAAGAACUUCUCUGGAAAGGCUCUGGAUGUUUGGGCCAUGGGAGUGACGCUUCACUGCUUCGUCUUUGGAGUGUGUCCAUUUAUGGAUGAGCGGAUCGUCAGUCUCCAUCAGAAAAUCAAGACGCAACCUGUGGAGUUACCUGAACAUGCCGACAUCUCAGAUGAUCUCAAAGAUUUGUUAUUGAGAAUGUUGGACAAGAAUCCAGAGACCAGAAUAUCAAUCCCACAGAUAAAGGUUCACCCAUGGGUGACGAGGCAUGGCGCUGAGCCUCUCCCUCCUGAGGAUGACAACUGCUGUAUGCUGAUCGAGGUGACCGAGGAGGAGGUGGAAAAUUCGGUGAAACACAUCCCCAGCCUGGCUACAGUGAUCCUGGUGAGGACCAUGCUGAGGAAGCGCUCUUUUGGGAACCCUUUCGACUGGGCUCGUAAAGAGGACCGUAGCAGUUUGAGUGCUUCAGGGCAAACGCUCACGAAAGGCAGAGCAGGCAAAGUGAGAUACUGCUACAUUCAUUGUAAGCAAAGAAGGAAACAGGAGAGCGGUGACGGCAUGAAGAGUAUGGACCUGCCCUAUGUGGGGGAGGACGAGGCUCUUUCCUGAUGCAGACGCUUUAUUUCGUAUGCUGAGAUCUGCCUGCCUGCAACCACACAGCACAACGCCCCUAAACUCACAGUUUCAUACUGCCAUUCGACACCCGUGUACACUUCCCACUUCCUGUGAGGUGGACAAGUGUGGCACGCGCAGAAAAGAUUGAGAAAUAAGGAUCUUAGGCACUUUUUUUCCCCAAGUCUUUUCUUCAAUGCUCUCCACUUUAAAGGCAGAGUUUGGAGAAUGCAGGACUUGAGAGUGUCACAGGGGAGAGCAUUUCUCCUGAAUCUGUCUUCAGCCUUUGUUGCCCGGCCCACCUCCUCCUUUUAUCCUGCAUGCGUUUAUAGUCCCAGCAUGCUUCGUCUCAGGCUUCAACUGUAAGGUUUGGUGUUUUAUUGUAGUCGAUCCACAUGUAUUUCUCCUUGUCUCUAUUUGACAGUUAUUUCAGGUAUACAGGGAAGGGGAACAGGCAAUGGUCGUCACUACCAUCCCCUCAAUGGUUCUCUUAUAAGGGUAGGUUUUCUUGACAAUGAUUGUCUGGCUCACUCGGCUUUACAGUGGCAUGGCCCAUUUUUGUAAAAUACUUGAGAGUGAAUAAUCUGUACAGUUUUCCUGAAAUUAAAAAAAAAAAAAAAAGGGGAGUGAAGAAAUGUUUACUUCAUUGAAUGCAUGUGUUUACUUUCCCAAUGCAAACGCUAUAUAAGCUACAUCUAAAUAUUUGCACGCUCAUAGACAAACUUGUUACACACAAUUUGAUUGGUUCUUUAUAAAACUCCCGUUCACUAGAAUCAAUCACAAGCUUUACAAACAUUUGAUGUAGUGCUUUUUGAACAAUCUCAAUGAAUCAUUACUGCAUUCAAGUUAGCUUGUUAAACAACUAAGACGUUCGUCUUUUGCAAAGCUUUUGCAACAUGUGAUUUUUAAGUGUUUGCUAUAUAUUUAUAAUCUCAUAGUAAGCCAUGACGGUACUGAAAUUCAUCAAGGGGGGAAAAAAAAGAAUGUUUUGGUGCAAAAAUAUUCUGCAGCCAUUGUGUGCAACGGUUAAAAUAUGUUUCCUAGCACCGACUGCUAAUCACUUCUCUCCAGUUGUUUGGACCAAGACGGUUGUGUUGUUGCUGAGUUUCACAUUUCAGCUGUGUGAUGUAUUUGACUCCUCAAAGUGGAUGUUGGUAUGUAGACUGAAAACUAAAACAAAAGGUGACUGAACGUGACGUUCUGAUUGUGAAUGUUCUGACUUGUUUUAUUUGUUUUGUAUUGUCAGCAUUACAGAUGUUAUUCCAAACGGCACAUUUUCAGUGCACCAAAACAUUCACGUAUGUAUCAUUUUGUAUAAGUAUACAAGGAUAUGUAAAACAAAACAAACCUUUAAACUAUUUUUUUCUUUACUGAGCUAUAAAAGUAGGGUGCAGGGCAGCUGCAGACUUUUUGUACAAAUCUAUGCAUGACAUAUCUGCAGAGGUGAUGGAGAGCAAAGCUGGUGUCAUCUUUAGUCGGAGGGAGAAUGCAACUCUGCAAAUAUUUCAAAUGAAAUGUCCUUUUCAUUUCCUUGACAUUUUAGAGGAUCCCAAAGCUGAAAAAAAUGAAAUUUUCCACUUUUUCCCCCCUUUUGUGAACUUUCAUUUGUGUUCUUAUUUUUCACAUCUUCUUAAUUGUUUGUAUCAGUCUAGAUAAAGUCCUGUGUGUGUCUCAAAAAUAGAAUAUUGACUUAUAAUUCAGACAUAUAAUGCUUCCAUACUCUAAAUACUUCAGCACCAAUGUGUUGAAUGUAUGAGAAAUGCUGACCUGUUUUUUUUUUUUUUUUUACUUUCUACCUGCAUGUUACUGAGCUGUACGCACUGUAUGUCUGUUUUAAAGACUAGUUCUAUGCAUAUAAUGUGUCCUUCUCUGUAAGGUGCAAUGUACUGGCUGGAUGAGGAAGGCUGUUUGUGGUUGACUGAUCAUUAUUUAUUUUUCAUUACCCGAAAGUUUUUUCCUAAAUGUAAUGAGGUCGUGCUCCCUGAUGGGAAGGGCUGCGAAUAGAGACUCUGGAGUUAUGCUUUUCAUAACAAUAUUGGAGUGUGCUUUUGAAGGAUAUUCACUUUUUUUUUCCUGUGGAGAACUCAAUGAUAAUAGCCAAUUAUCUUUUUCAGCCCAUGAUCUAGUCAGAAAAUUAAUUGCAGCUUGUGUUAUACUGUUAAGUGUUACCUCUUUUGAAACCAGUUUUCACAUAUUAAAGGUCACAUAUUAUGCAAACAACAAUUUACCAUUUUUUUGCAAAUACGUAUGUGUCCCUAGCCUGUCUACAAACCUCCCAAUUAGGCGAAAAGUUCAUCCUCUCCGUUUUUUACCUGC
Molecule: messenger RNA, 4642 nt
Organism: Labrus bergylta (ballan wrasse)
Lineage: Eukaryota; Metazoa; Chordata; Actinopteri; Labriformes; Labridae
Source: RefSeq, a predicted model, not a curated record